CUGCAGACUGCAAGGUAAUUCAUGAAAACUCGCUUUCCUCCUUUCCAGUAAGUAUUCAUUCACCUUGCUCAGGUGAAGCGUGACCAAUGCUUACUAACUGGAGGGUCAGAUCUAUGGGUCCAAUCAUAGCAAUCCUUUCUCCCCCUAGUAUAGGGUUAAAAAAAAAGGGCACUUAUUAUUUUUUAUGGAACACACCGCUCUGCAUCCUUCCCUCCGACUCAGCCCGCUCCACCCCAGGGAUUUAUUUUCCAGCAGGAGAAAUCCCCGCCCCGUCAGCUACCCGGAGCUCGAAGGAAAACAACAGCGACGACGAGGGGAGACUAUUUUCGGUGUGGGAACGAGGAGGAAGGAGGGGCAGUACAACCUGUCAGGGGCUGGGGUUGGCGGGGAAAGCCUCCACCUCGGGCUGCCAAGCAACCGCGUCCAGGCAACGGGCUCCCGGAAACCGCUCGGCUCUGGCGCGCGCGGUGGGGCCGGGGCGGGUCUCGAGACGCCGAGGAGCGAACUCACUGGAGUGGGGGGGUUGGGGUGGGGGCCUGGCACGCGCUGGGUCUGAGGCCGCAAGACGUGAGCCGAUUGGCCGGCGCUUCCCGCUGCAGGGGAGGGAGGGGUGCGGCGGGGAGGGGUGGUGGUGGUGGUGGUGGUGUUGGCGGCGAGGGGCGCGUGCUCCGCUUCUGGAUUGUCUAGGUCCGGCCGCCGCCGCCGCCGCCGCCCAGCAGGGAGGCUGGAGGAAAUGGGUAGCCGCAUCCCGCCCGCCCCCAGUGCUGAUGUGAAUUAUUGAAAAGAAAAUGGCACAACGAAGCACUGUACUUCCUUCUCUUGUCACCGAGGAAAGGCGAGUUAGAACCAUGCCACGACAUAGCCAAUCUUUGAGUGUGGCUCCAUAUUCAUCUGCAAGCCUAGUGGACCAGUUGGAAGAUAGAAUUCUGUGCCAUGAGAAAACAACUGCAGCACUUGUGGAACAUGCUUUUCGUAUAAAAGACGACAUUGUUAAUAGUUUGCAGAAAAUGCAAAAUAAAGGUGGAGGAGAUCGAUUGGCUAGACUGUUCUUAGAAGAGCACAUCAGAAAUAUCACGGCAAUAGUAAAACAACUUAAUCGGGAUAUUGAGGUCCUACAAGAACAGAUACGUGCCAGGGAUAACAUUAGCUAUGGAACAAAUUCUGCCUUAAAGAGUCUGGAGAUGCGCCAACUCUCUGGUUUGGGAGAUCUUCGGGGAAGAGUAGCAAGAUGUGAUGCUAGUAUAGCUAGAUUGUCUGCAGAGCAUAAAACAACGUAUGAAGGUCUUCAGCACUUGAACAAAGAACAGCAGGCUGCCAAACUAAUUUUGGAAACUAAAAUCAAAGAUGCAGAAGGACAGAUUUCUCAGCUUUUAAGCAGAGUUGACCUCUCAUUAUCAGAGCAAAGCACAAAGCUGAAAAUGACCCACAGAGAUAGCAACCAUCAACUUCACCUUUUGGACAUUAAAUUUAAAGGUACAGUGGAAGAACUUAGUAGCCAAAUUUUGUCUGCACGGAAUUGGUUGCAACAGGAACAAGAACGGAUAGAAAAAGAACUUUUACAGAAGAUUGAUCAACUUGCAUUGGUUGUUAAGGAAAAUAGUGAAAUUAGUGAAAGGACAAUUGAGAAGAAGUUCAGUCAGAUGUCAGCAAAGCUUGAUAAAAUAGAAGAGAUACAAAAGAAAAAUAUGGAUGCACAGAGGCCAAAAUCUGAUGAUGAGAAGAUGAAUGUCCGAAUCAGCAAGAUUGAAUUGCAGAUGAAUGAAGAGAUGAAAGAAAUGAAAGCAGAAGUUAAUGCUGGGUUUGCAGCCAUCUAUGAAAGCAUAGGAUCACUCAGACAAGUUCUUGAAGCCAAAAUGAAAAUUGAUAAAGACCAGCUACUGAAACAAAUUCAUCAGCUAAGGAAACAAGAGGCUCCCAUGUAAAGAAGGUUUGGAACAGUAACAGUGUAAAGGAAGAGUUAUCAGCAGGGCUAGGAGUGUGAAUGCUUAUACAGUAUGGUUUGCUCUCUCCACGAUGUGCAUGUAUCAAACAGUGUAUCAUGGGGCUUAAUUUUUAACUUGAAUUGUGAUGACAAUCUUUAGGUAAGGAGAGUGAGUGCAUUUUUUACAAUUUAAUUUCACUUAUAAAUCUAAAUUCUAUGGAAUUUGUUCCAUUUUUGAAAGACUUUAUUUUAAGACUGAACACUUUAAAAUAUUUUUCUUCUGUGAAUUAAAAUGUUAAAUUAUCAUAGUUAUGCUUUAGCUAAGACUGUUCAUCAUUUUAAAAAUGUCAGUAUGGAAGUUUAUGUUAGUAAACAAAUGAAUUUGUUAGAGCAGUUCGUAUGCAAAAGAUAUCUCUAGACAGAAGAGACAAUUCAAUGUUUGAGUCCAUGUUUGGAUUUUGUUGUUGUUUGUUCAUUUCCUUCUUUGCUUCCUCUAAUUCUUCUUUCCCUUCACUUGGAGUUUCCAAGAUAAUUUGAGUUUUCAAUUAGAAGAAAUUACAAUUUAUUCUUUGAAUUUAAUUAGUAAAAGGGAUUGAGAAUGUUUCUUUCAACUUCCACAUAGAUUGUUAUCUACUUGAAAAUAAAGUAGGCAAUCAAGAUAAUUUUCUGGAAAAUGUAGAGCCAAAAAUUGCUUAAAUUAUCUGGAUAUUUCAGAUGUCUUUAAAAUAAAAUGAGUUAUCUCAAUACUUUUCUGCUCUCCACAGCUUGCUUGAUGAGAAUCAUAUUCUGUAUAAUAGAAUUAUGGUUCACAGUAAGCUGUUUAUGUAGAAUUGCACAUUAACCACAAUAUAAUGUGAAGAUUUUUCAGGAUUUUUACAAACCUUUUCCUAAAUGUUUCCAAAAUGAAGAUUAAAAAUCUAGAAAAAUGUUUUGUAUAUUAUGAUAAUUAUUGUAAGUGUAUUAUUGUGCCUUGUUUUUAUGUCAUGCACUGUACACUGAAAGUUUUGCUGAUGAAAUAGAAGGCAUGAUAUUUCAAAAAUGUUAUGUAAAAAUGGGAUAAUAUGUAUUUUAAAAUUAUAUAAUGUACUAGAAAUUUUAUCAUUGUUAAGAUAUACUUCUGUAUAUUCUUUAAUGAAAUAAAUAAUUCAUACUUUUGUAUGGACAGGGAUUCAAGCUGGCAUUGAAUUUAUAACAUUGUCAAGAUAUUUUCAUCCAGAUGAAUGGAAUUUUUAUGUUAUAAGUGUAUUAUUUUCAAUUGCUACAUUUAAUUAUAAAUUGAAAAUGAACACCUAUGCUGUAAUCUAAUCUAGAUGCUUAUAAAUCUUUGGAUGUAAGAUCUAUACUGAGAAAACCGUUCUAAACUGUGAGGAUCUGUAGGAAAAAUAAAAAUAGAAUUAUUUUAAAUUUUGUUACCUUUUUUUUUCUUUUUUCUAAGGACUCAGGAAAAGAAGCACCUUCUGUUUUUUAGAUUAGUCAUAUAUGAAUCAUUUAACUGGCUACUACUGUUUACCCUUGUAAAAUGUGUUACUAAAAACACACACAUUGUUCUUUCUUGCCUUGGCAAAGGUUAAUUAAAAAAUCCCUGGGACUAGAUAGAUAACAUUAGUAAUUGCAAACAUUUGGCCACUAAGCUUUAUUUUCUUUACCUUGGUAAAAUAUUCUAAAAAAGUGUCUGUGGCUAAGGCAGCUCCAUUUAUCAUCUCCUGGUAUGGUUUCUACCUUUUGAGUUUGAAACUAAUCCUAGUGUAGAGAACUUGGCCCCUCUCUGUAAAAACAUCAUAAUUGGGGGAAGCUGGCUCCUCUGGGUUGAUGGAGGUAUGUGAGAUCUUAGCCUGUCAGUUUAUUUGAGUAAAUAUGUGUAAAUUGGCCAGGUAGAGGACAAAGACUUUGUAUCAUCUUGGAGUCCAGGAUCCUACAGGCUUGGCUCUUUUAUAUCCUUGGACCCAAUAUUCAGGGCUAGGGUUGAGCAUCUGAGGAAAUAGGUUAAUUGGUUAGGGCUUCAUUUGGGAGGUACAUCUUUACAUUUACAUACGCUGAGCAAAGAGAAAUAACACCAAUCAUCAUGAAGAAAACAAUUUUCUUUGGAAGUAGAAAAUUAUUUUAUAUAUGGCAUUAUAGAUGUUUAGGCCAAAUCCUUUUCAAGUUUUGUACAUAGAUGAAUGGCAGUGGGAAUUUUGCCCUUUCUUAGCUGUUUAUUUAUCACACACUCCUGAGGAGGGAGCAUCAGUAUCCAUGAACUUCUUUAAAAGAAGUGAUGAAUGUCAAAUUAGGUUCUUAAUGAAGGAGCAACUAUAUGAAAGCAGGUGAAAAUCAGUUAUGUGCUGAAUUUCUCAGGUGCUUCUGAUGUCAUGGUCCUUCAUGUAAUGAGCUAUAUUGUAUUCUUAUCACCAAAGUUUAAUGUAAAACAUCUUCAGUGUCAUUUUCCUUGAUGAAAAAUUUGUAAUAAACAGUGCCAUAAAAACCCCACAUGUAAAUUCAAUGUAUGGUUUUAAUAAAAAAUGUUAAAUUUGG
This is a messenger RNA of Monodelphis domestica (gray short-tailed opossum), 4432 nucleotides long. RefSeq names its product family with sequence similarity 81 member A (gene FAM81A). The record is from RefSeq and is a predicted model, not a curated record. Lineage: Eukaryota; Metazoa; Chordata; Mammalia; Didelphimorphia; Didelphidae.